Molecule: messenger RNA, 183 nt
Organism: Eruca vesicaria subsp. sativa (arugula)
Lineage: Eukaryota; Viridiplantae; Streptophyta; Magnoliopsida; Brassicales; Brassicaceae
Source: the annotation of a GenBank genome assembly
AUGCCAGAAACUGCGGCAAUAAGAGAGAUCAGAAAUUAUCAGAAGAGCACGGAAACACUGAUCCAGAAACUUCCAUUCCAAAAACUGGUGAAAGAUAUAGCCCAAAGUUUGAAGGCAGAGUUACGGUUCCAGAGCAGCGCUGUUGAUGCUCUCCAAGAAGCAGCUGAAGCUUAUAUGGUUUGA